AUGUGGCAGGUGCAUCUGAGAUAUUCCUACUCUCGAGUCUUCACCACAUCACUUCACAUCAGACAGCUACCACAAGAAGUGACUAUUGCUCAAAUCAAAAUCUAUCAGCUCCCUCGGAGCCGGAAUCCCACCAUGGCAUCCAAAGUCCCAGCUCAUCUCCCGGAAGACCUCCCAUUGCCAGAUCCCAAGACAAUCGACCACUGCACCCAGGUGCAGAUCAGGUACUUGUGCGGCCACUCCAGCGGCGGUGAAUUCAUCAAAUGCCCCCAGCACAUGCGAACCGAAGAUGAACGCUGCUCCAGCAAGAGUAUCCGACACGUCGAUGGCAGGAUCUCCUCCCAUAAGUGUCGUGGCUGUCUACGCAGCGGAUAA
This is a messenger RNA of Penicillium salamii, 372 nucleotides long. The record is from the annotation of a GenBank genome assembly. Lineage: Eukaryota; Fungi; Ascomycota; Eurotiomycetes; Eurotiales; Aspergillaceae.